GUUAGCGUUAUUUAAAUUGACGUUGAAGCCAUCUCUGUUUACUGUAUAUUGUACUCUUUAUUGUACUUAACUUAUGUAUGCAAUCCCUAAAAAGAUCGUGUUCUUUAGCUCCGGAAUUGAAUACACGGAAGUGACGUAUAUGGGAUACACUAUUAUAAUGUUACAAAUAUAAUUGUUUGGGCUCUGGUUUAACUCUGGGUUUUGUUAUAGGACUAAACCAUACAUAUCUGACAGAAACUUGUCUAUUAAUAUUUGUUUGCAUGAACUUUGACUGGAAUGUUUUGACUGUUGCCCCGCCUCCUGGUCUUCCUCUGGUGUGCUGCUGGGAGAACCGGAAGAGACACUGAGUCUCGUGUGUGUGUGACGCAUCGCGUGCGCCACGGUUUGACAGACUAUACCGGACUCUUCGGAUCAGUGUAUCGAAACAUCUGCGCUCCGGUAUCUCAGUUUCUCUCAGCCACCUCUAUAUGCUGCUCCUCCCUGUUUACUGUGUUUACUGCGUCACAGCACAGACUGUAGUUUCGGGGCGUCACUUGCGCGUGACUACAGCUCCACUUCCGGUGUUGUCGACGGUGCUCUGCAGUUAUGGAGGUUCUUCUCGGAGUGUGUGUUGUGCUGCUGGCCGAAGUGUGCGCAGCAGGGGGCGCUGUCGGAGCAGCAGAGUACAGGGGUUUCCCUGCUAACGGCACGGAUCAAAGCAGCGCUCCGCUAACAGGCCUGAGGCGUCCUGAGAACGUCAGCACCGUGGACUCUCUCAACACCCGUUAUGUGCUGCGGUGGGACUGGCCUCAUGAGAGCGCGGUCGGUCAGAACGUCACCUUCACUGCGCAGUAUAUAUCGGAGCGCCUCUUCCAGAAGCCCCGUCAUGAGAAGCACUGGAUCUCGGUGUGUGUCGAUGUUUUGGAGCAUCGCUGUGAUUUCACUGGAGCUCAAUUGCAUUACUUGGCCUUAUAUCGUCUGCGCGUGCGAGCCAACACGCCACAGCAGUCCUCCGGCUGGGUCCAGAUCCGAUUCUGUCCUGAUAAACACGCUGCUUUAGGUCCUCCGUCCAGUGUGAGGCUGACGUCUAUUAAAGGACAUCUAGAGAUCAACAUCACUGACCCUUUGACCAGCACUAACCAGUCCAUGAAGACGCUGCUGGACAGCAAUCUGAGCUACCUCAUCCAGUGCUGGAGGCGCUCGGAGGAGCCGCAGAAGGCUGAAGUCCUGCAGACAGAGAACAAUAUUGUGAUGCUGAGCGGUCUGGACAGAAAGACGUGGUACUGUGUGAGAGUCCAGAGCCGCUACGACUUCUACAACAAGACCAGUGUCUUCAGCGACACACACUGCACACGCACUGGAGGUCAGAUGUCGUACUGGCAGUUAUUCCUGUGCUUCCUGGUCUCUCUGCUGCUGUGUUUCCUGCUGGUGCUGCUGUUGUCCUUCUGCUUUUACAAGAUGUUCACUCUCUUAAAGAGCACCUUCUGCCCAGCCGUUCACCUCCCGGAUCACAUUCAGGAGCUGUGGUCGUCUGGCUGCAGGGCUCCGCAGCUGCUGGCUCCUGAGUCUCCAGAGUCAGUGUGUGAGCCGCUGGUCAUGGCCUGCACCGAGCUGGACGCUGCACUGGUCAACACUGAGGAUCAGGACUUCAGCACACACAGCCGGCACGGCAGCGGAGACUCGGGCGUCUACUCCACCGAGGAGGACUCCAGCACAGAUGAAGCUCAGAGAAGAGAGGCAUGAUGGGACGCAGCUGGAGCUCGGAGCAGAUCUCAGACAUCUGGAUUUUAACAUGCAGAUUUCUUCUGAUUCUUAUAGAAUCUUAAUUCAUUAUUGUCACUGUAUAUCUUUGUCUAAAAGAGAAUGAACUGUCAGAUUAAAAUCACCUGUGUGUAUGUGUAA
This is a messenger RNA of Carassius gibelio (silver crucian carp), 1881 nucleotides long. Its product is annotated as interferon alpha/beta receptor 1a. Bases 586 to 1722 code for a protein of 378 amino acids. Gene Ontology annotation, molecular function: interferon receptor activity; protein binding. The record is from RefSeq and is a predicted model, not a curated record. Lineage: Eukaryota; Metazoa; Chordata; Actinopteri; Cypriniformes; Cyprinidae. The transcript has 8 exons.